Plasmodium adleri (nom. inval.) is the source of this 1176-nucleotide messenger RNA. Its product is annotated as conserved Plasmodium protein, unknown function. The record is from RefSeq and is a predicted model, not a curated record. Gene Ontology annotation, biological process: Arp2/3 complex-mediated actin nucleation. The transcript has 7 exons. The coding region runs from base 1 to 1176 and encodes 391 amino acids. Lineage: Eukaryota; Apicomplexa; Aconoidasida; Haemosporida; Plasmodiidae. Gene Ontology annotation, molecular function: actin filament binding. Gene Ontology annotation, cellular component: Arp2/3 protein complex; actin cytoskeleton.
AUGAUAGAUCAUUUAAAAUGCAAUUGCAUAAAAUACAAUAUCCCUGACGAAGACUGUGAACCUGUAAUAAAGGUAUCAGAAAAUAAAGAUGAUAUGUUAGUAGCUGUAUCGAGUAAUAAAAGAAAUGUCCUUUUAUAUAAAAUAAUAAAUAAGGAGAUAAUAUACUCAGACACUUUUUUUAUAGGAGAUCCAAACAAAAUUAUUGCCCUUGAAUGGUCUAAACAAAACGAUUUACUUAUAGUUACAAUAGAUAUGAAAUGUAUAAUAUAUAAAAAAAAAGAGGAUGGAAAAUGGGAAUAUACUAAUGUGAAUAUACCAACAGAAGAUUUACCUACAUGUGCUUGUUGGCAUCCUCAUACAUAUUCAUUUGCUAUAGGAUUUACUUCUGGUAUUAUAUUUAUUUGUUCAAAAAAAGAAAAUCAAAAAUGGAAAAUAAAAAAAAUUACCAAUCAUGUGGCAAGUGUAAUGUUCAUAGGAUGGAGUUCAUCAGGAUAUAUAUUAUCUACAAAUUCACUUGAUUCAACCUCUUUGCUUUUAUGCACUUCAGGUCUAUUGGAUGAUAAUAUAAAGAACAAAAAUAAUAUCAAUAUUUACAAAAAUAUGGAAACAUUCAUAACAGAACGAAAUAUUAAUAAUAACGACAUAAUAUACAAGAUCGAAUCUGAAGGAUACAUCUUUUUGCAUAGUUCCUUUUCAUUGUCAAAUGAAAAAAUAGCUAUAAUUGCUACUAAUUUUGAGAGCACGUAUGAAAAGCAGCAAAUAAUAAUUUCAGAUUAUUUCAAAUCCCCAGCUAAUAUUCAAUAUGUUUCUUGGGUUGGACAAACACUACAAAGAUGUUUAUUUUUGGAUGAUGAUAAACUGUUAGUUUAUGGAUAUGAAAUAUUUCCAAUCAUCGUGGAAUACUUAAAUGAUGAAUGGAUUAUAUCAAAAGUUGUGUUACCUGAAUUUAAUAUAAAAAAUUUAACUGUUGACUUUUUUUAUGAUCAAAAAGAAAUUCAAGAAAUAGAACAAGAAUGUGAACAUUUAGAUGGAAAUCAAAUUAUUGGUGAAAUUGUUGCUCAUUCAAAUUAUAUUUUACAAAUAUCUAUGUUAGAACCUUAUGAAAAUAAAAUAUAUAUUGAAUUUAUAACAGUUUCAAGUGAUUUCAGUAUAGUUCUUUGGAAUUUUUCCAUAUAA